AUGUCAUUGCCAACACUGGAGGGACCGAUUGAUGAACAGUUCGGCCAACUGAGCGCAUUCCCCUUACCCGAAGGUGACACAGUGGACCAGGAUACUCAGGAUGCAUACACAUACUUGGCAUCAGUGAGGAAACAAGCUGAAUCCGAAACUUCGGUGUUCUACUCCGUUCGAAGAGAUCUACUUGCUUUGGAAGACGGUGAACAAAUAGGGAAUGACACUAAAGAGUUAUACAGCGAUCAACAUAACAGUAAGAACAAUGAAAAAGAGAUCGAACCUUUAGUUCAAUGGCAGUUCAAUUUCCAAACGGAAUUUAAGUCGAUUAAAGCAGAAUUAACUCAACUUCAAAGAUUAGGUCGACUAACUCCUCGGUCGUGGCCAGAACCUAUUCCUUCGACAGGAAAACAAUGGCGCACAGCGAUGCUCGACCAAAGUCCACCACCAAUUGCACAUUUUUUCUCGUUAGAUCAUUCUACAACCUUGCGACUAGUGGUGUAUGCCACCAAAUGGUUGAGUACUGGAACCCGAAUAUCGUUGUCGAAAUGGAUCUGGUGCCUACUAAUUCGUCUAGAUACUCCUCUCGACGCAAGUGAUACUUCAAUUAUAAGAGAAUUAGGUGUCAAAGCUCUAAAGCUAUGGGAGAAAACUAAUGGUGGUGUAGGGGUGUCCCCUACGGCCAAACACUGUUGGGCGAUGAUCGUUACAAUUGUGGGGUCGUACUAUCGCCAGAGCGACUUGGCUCUCGCACGAACAAAAUAA
This is a messenger RNA of Lizanozyma spartinae, 756 nucleotides long. RefSeq lists its product as uncharacterized. The transcript has a single exon. Gene Ontology annotation, biological process: spliceosomal snRNP assembly. The record is from RefSeq and is a predicted model, not a curated record. Gene Ontology annotation, cellular component: nucleus; SMN complex. NCBI's taxonomy places the organism in Eukaryota, Fungi, Ascomycota, Pichiomycetes, Serinales, Debaryomycetaceae. The coding region runs from base 1 to 756 and encodes 251 amino acids.